AUGAAAGUUCGCUAUUCAAAACAUUUUGCCUCAACGAACACUGGCGAAGGCAAUCCCUGGCGCCCAGGAGUUGCAGCUCGACUCCCAUGGCUGAGCCUUGGUGCUCUGCUGGUAUCAAUACUCGGAGGGGGAGCAUCAGUCGGAAUACUCGUUGCCUCCAACGGGCAGCCGAUCUCAAAAUGGAAAUACCAACCAACAGUCUACCUGUCUAUUGCUUACACUAUAACGAACAUCGCACUCCAAUUUGCUUUCACCGAGGGCGUCACUACCGCUUGGUGGAGGAAGGCCCUCAAACCAGACACCCAGUUAGGCGAUCUUCACCGCUCCUGGGCCUUUGGCAACAGCGUCUGGGGAGCAAUCACCAGUUUCCGCCGCUUCAAUGUGAUUGCAUUGGCCUGUAUCCUUAUAGCGAUGGUCCCUAUCAACGGACCUUUGCUGCAGCGGGCAUCUACCGUCGUGGUAGCUAGCGUGGUAUCCAAUGCUCGCUUGAAUCUGUCAGUUGCGACGCACCUAGACAUACCAACAGGGUAUCUGAGCGGGCGUGGAUAUGCCGUUUCUAUGAUUAGCGAGAAUUUCAGACCUAUCGUCCAGGACUACUACGGCAGAACCGAGAUCGCAAUGAAAAACACGGGCUGCAGCUCCAGCGGCAAAUGUACAGCCGGCAUGAGAGGCGCUGGCUUCGCAGUCAACUGCUCGUCAUACGAUGUUCCAUUCAGCGUUCUCCCUGCAGGUGGUUCUGACCCCGGUUCUGAUCCAGCCAUAGUCAACGGGACUUAUGCAUUCAUGUCUUCCUUUGGCUGGUCGGCAUCCGCGCCAAACAAUAUGAGCCUUAAUAUCCAAUUCAAAGACACACCUGAUUGCUCCGGCCGCUUGACAGUUCGGAAUUGCUCUCUCAGCAGUGCAAUAGUUCAAUACCCCGUCAUCAUAGACGGUAAUAAAUCCACCAUAUCCCUCGACCCAUCAUCCACCAUUUUCGACGACGUCUUCGAGUCUCACACCAAUGUCGAUCCCAACCUCUAUGGACCCCGACAAGGUCCAACCGUCCUUGGGGGCUUGUGGUUUGCACUCAAUAACAGAUUCGCCUCCACAUCCCAUAUGCGUUUCAUCGGGGCGGUGGGCUACGAGGUCCUCAGCACAGGCUCCACUGCUUCCCAAUUUGCAGUUGUAGCGGAUAUGCUGAAGGCCAAUGAUGCCUUUAACAGUGGGAUGUGUCACCUUCACUUCCAAGAUCCGACUCAGCAGCUGCUUCAGGAGGCACGGCAGUUCAUGUUUCGGACUGCAGUUGCAGCCGCAAAUAGUUCGGACAUUCAACAAGUGAUGUCAAGAGAGAUAGCUACCCGCCCUGUCUACCAGUCGCAUUGGCAAUUCCUAGGUAUCGCGUUAUUAGUUACCGCACUCGCGAUUAUUGCCGUCACGCUCACCUUCCAUGGGUUUUGGCAUUUGGGACGGCGGGUGACUAUGAGCCCCAUUGAACUUGCAAAAGCUUUUGAUUCUCCGCUCCUAAACUGCGAGGAUUCUAAUGCAGUCGUAGGAACAUUAGUGGAGAGAAUUGGCGAGAGGACAGUUAGAUAUGGGAUUGUCAGUGACGAAGUUGCUCAGGGUGGAGGGGCUCAUAUGAAUGGUGAGGGAUACUCUCAUGUAAAUAAUGCAUUUCAGCUCAAGAUCGCGGAUGUGGGCUGUGUUAGCCCUCCACAGAAAGGGUCGAUCUUUUGGUAG
This is a messenger RNA of Arthroderma uncinatum, 1716 nucleotides long. RefSeq lists its product as uncharacterized. Bases 1 to 1716 code for a protein of 571 amino acids. The record is from RefSeq and is a predicted model, not a curated record. Lineage: Eukaryota; Fungi; Ascomycota; Eurotiomycetes; Onygenales; Arthrodermataceae. The transcript has a single exon.